AUGCCAACAAUGAGCGAUUUCGAGCUGGAUGAGAUCUGCAAGGCCCCGCCCCCACCCUUUGGUCGUCCAAUGUUGAAGUAUUUUGGCUUCGACUCGCAAUAUGUUAAUCUCAACAAUGGUUCCUUUGGGUCAGUUCCAACUCCAGUCCAGGCAGAAUGCGAUAAGUUAGCGCGUCAGAUUGAGCGUAAUCCGGAUCUCUUCCUUCGGUUUACGCACUACGACAUCCAGGCUCAAGUCAGGGAACUCAUCGCACCAUUGAUCGGUGCGCAACCCGACGAAUGUGUUAUCGUUCCCAACGCAUCCCACGGGGUCAACACGGUGCUUCGAAAUAUCGAAUGGGAGAAAGGGGAUAUCAUCAUUGAUUUCAACACAACGUAUGGGGCUGUCUCCCGGGCGGUGCAGUACCUCGCCGACAAACCGCCCCAUCCAUCUGUAUCCGUACUAACCGUCAAUUUCCCUACCACGCAUGGAGACAUUAUCUCGGCGUUCCGUGCGCACGUCAAGUCGGUCGUAGCCUCAAAGCCUCCUGGGAAGAAAGUCGUCGCGGUCAUAGAUAGUAUUGUAUCUAACCCGGGAGUCCUUCAGCCAUGGCAGGAACUCGUGAAGAUCUGUAAAGCGGCGGGCGUUCUUAGCGUUAUUGACGCUGCACAUUCGAUCGGCCAGGAAUUAAAUAUCAACCUUGGCGAAUCUCAGCCCGACUUCUGGAUAUCCAACUGCCACAAAUGGUUAUUUUCACAACGGGGCUGCGCCGUGCUUUAUGUGCCUAAGCGAAACCAACGUUUCAUCAAAUCUAGCAUUCCAACAUCUCAUGCGUACGCUUCUCCAGGCAGUCCACCGACCUUUAUAGAGCAAUUUGACUGGAAUGGAACUGCGGAUUUCGUCUCGUUUUACAGCGUUGUUCACGCACUUCGUUUCCGCGCAUGGCUCGGUGGCGAGGAAAAGAUUAACAGAUAUUGCCAUGGGUUAGCAAUCGCUGGCGGAAAGCGGCUGGCCGAAAUGCUAGGAACGCGUGUCAUGGAUCCAGAUGGUUCUCUUACCCUGAAUAUGGUGAACGUCGAGCUGCCGUUGUCCGGAUCGAUUCAAUGGACUCCUGAGCUCAAUGUUAAGAUGCAAAAAACACUACUUAAGGACCAUAAUGUCUACGCCGCGCAUUUCUAUCAUAACGGGAAGUGGUGGACCAGGUGCAGCGCGCAGGUAUAUAAUGAGCUUAGUGACUUCGACGUUUUGGGCCAGGCGUUCCUCCGACUUUGUGCUGAUAUCCAGCAGGAAUUCGGAGCAGUAAGGGGGGCUAAAUUAUGA
Molecule: messenger RNA, 1299 nt
Organism: Pleurotus ostreatus (oyster mushroom)
Lineage: Eukaryota; Fungi; Basidiomycota; Agaricomycetes; Agaricales; Pleurotaceae
Exons: 9
Coding region: 1-1299 (432 amino acids)
Source: RefSeq, a predicted model, not a curated record